CAGCAGCCCCUGUGGUGCCCUCUCUCCUGCCCAGCUGCAGCGCCACACGGCACUUACUUUCCCUCUGUGCUAUGGAGCUGUGCUGUUGUUUUGUGCAAGCGGAAAUGGAUUUUUUGGGAGUGAAUUCCUGAGCUUGUGUGUGUGUGUGUGUGUGCGCAUCACAGGGGAAGUUUGACAUGGGAUUCUCUCCGCUCUCAGCAAAUUAAUCUCUCCAUACCCCCCGCCGCUCCGACUCACGGUCCCUUGCGCCUCACUCACCCGACUCACCCGUACAGGUGCCGCUUGGGAAGAUCAUGGAACUCUGGGGAUCUGCCGAAUGUUCUACGGUUUUCUAUGGAAUUUAACAGUGACUUGCUCACAGGGAAGCGGGGAGCAAUGGAAAUUGCAAUUGCAAUAUAAACAUUUGACAUCGCGACACUUUUUAACCAUUUGGAUCGUUUCAGUAGAAGGCACAAAUCUAGGGGUAGUUUCUUUUAUCAUCAGUCAUGGCUCUGAAAGCCCGGGCAUUGUAUAGCUUCCAGGGUGAGAACAAGGAAGAGAUCAAUAUCCUGGAAAAUGAAGAGCUGCACCUGUUCAGUGAUGUGUCUCUAGAUGGGUGGCUUCAAGGAACAAACAGCAGAGGUCAAACGGGCCUUUUCCCAGCCUCCUAUGUGGAGAUCCUGCGCCCACGCUCUGGCUCUGUCCAAGUAGAUUAUUCUGGUCACACUCAAGGCUAUACAGAUUCCCCACACCAGGGAAGUUAUGAUGAUGAUGAGGAAGAUGAUGAUGACUGGGAUGAUUGGGAUGAUGGACAAACUGUGGUGGAUGAACCCAGUGGUUCAAAUGGAGUCUCACGUAGCCAACUGCAGCACCACCAUCAUUAUCCCAGGCCAGAAUAUACUCACCGUCCACGACCAGCUCUAGAACGUCAGGACAGCAUAGCAAGUGGAAAGAGAGGCAGUGUGGUGGGACGCAAUUUGAACAGGUUCUCCAGCUUUGUUAGGUCCGGUGUGGAAGCAUUUGUUCUUGGUGAUGUCCCUCAGUUUGGAGGAGUGUCUGAGAGCCAUGCGAUAGAGAUGGGGCCCAAAGGGCCACAGUGGAAGGCAAAUCCCCGCCCCUUCAGCUGCUCUGUGGAGGAACCUACAAAACAGACAAAGUUUAAAGGAAUCAAGAGUUACAUUUCAUACAGACUGACCCCUGACCCCUGCAAUUCUCCUGUUUACCGUCGCUACAAACACUUUGACUGGCUUUACAACCGCUUGCUGCACAAAUUCACAGUAAUAUCUGUGCCUCAUCUGCCAGAGAAGCAGGCCACUGGUCGUUUUGAGGAGGACUUUAUCCAGAAGCGCAAACGCCGUCUAGUCUUAUGGAUGGACCACAUGACCAGCCACCCUGUUCUUUCCCAGUAUGAUGGGUUUCAACACUUUUUGAGUUGUCAAGAUGAGAAACAGUGGAAGGCUGGUAAAAGGCGGGCUGAAAGAGAUGAAUUGGUGGGUGCUAGCUUUCUACUAACUCUGCAGCUACCUACAGAGCAUCAGGAUCUUCAGGAUGUGGAAGAAAGAGUAGAUGUCUUCAAGGCAUUUUCCAAGAAGAUGGAUGAGAAUGUUCUUCAGUUAAGCAGUGUAGUAUCUGAGUUGGCUCGUAAACAUCUGGGAGGCUUCCGCAAAGAGUUUCAAAGGCUGGGGGCUGCCUUGCAAGGUCUUAGCCACUCCUUCCAGCUUGACCCUCCUUAUAGCUCUGAGCCUUUGGUGGGGGCCAUUUCUCAUACUGGCCGCACUUAUGAAGCAGUGGGAGAAAUGUUUGCCGAACAGCCCAAGAAUGAUCAGUUCAGAUUUUUGGAUACUUUAUCAUUAUAUCAAGGCUUGCUCUCCAAUUUUCCAGACAUCAUUCACCUUCAGAAGGGUGCAUUUGCCAAGGUCAAGGAGAGCCAGCGGAUGAGUGAUGAAGGUCGGAUGGAGCAGGAUGAGGCAGAUGGAAUCAGGAAGCGCUGCCGUGUGGUGGGCUUUGCUCUUCAGGCAGAAAUAAACCAUUUCCACCAGAGAAGGCUUCAGGACUUCAAGCAGGCCAUUCAGCAUUACCUAAAGGAACAAAUUCUCUUCUACCGAAGAGUGAGCCAGGAGCUGGAGAAGACCUUGCACAUGUAUGAUGACCUGUGACACAGAUGACCUGUGACACCAGAUGACUAGCCACUGUACCUGCCUAGCAUCCUUUAUUCAUCUUAUACUAAACCUUUCUGUUUUUACCAAGGUGCCUCUUACUGUGGGGAGAUUAUUGUACACUUAAUGUCCCAGCUGGGAAGGGCCACAUCAGGAUUUGUACAACAGACACUCCUCUAACAGCUCAUACAGAGCUCAAUGACUAUGAGAUUCUGGUGUGAUAGGGUAUAUUUGGAACGAAGAAAUUUAUCACUGGGUGUACAUUGAUAAAUGUAUAUUUUUGAUGAGGUGCUGCUGCUGUGUUACAAGAGCAAUAAUAAAUCAAAGCUUUAUCUUUU
Messenger RNA from Xenopus tropicalis (tropical clawed frog), 2473 nucleotides. RefSeq names its product sorting nexin 33 (gene snx33). Gene Ontology annotation, biological process: protein transport; mitotic cell cycle. Gene Ontology annotation, molecular function: phosphatidylinositol binding. Lineage: Eukaryota; Metazoa; Chordata; Amphibia; Anura; Pipidae. The record is from RefSeq and is marked provisional. Gene Ontology annotation, cellular component: membrane; cytosol; cytoplasmic vesicle membrane. The coding region runs from base 486 to 2135 and encodes 549 amino acids. The transcript is spliced from 4 exons.